GACUGAUACAAAGUAGCACAAGCUGUCUGUUCACAAACAUCAGGGAUACUGGAGUACCUACGGCAGGCUGCGGUCCGGGUAGGGGGAGGGGGAGGACGAAGGCAACUGAGACCAUAGACCACUGACUUCCACCCGCAGAAGACUUUACCGAGAAAUAAAAUAUCGUAUGUUUUUUUGUGAUUCCUGCCCCGCCGCGCGCAUGAAAAGUGAACUGGAGAGAUAUUCGAGCCGUUUUUCGUUUAGCUUUCCAGAUGUAAAUGUUCAACUUCAUGGGUCUAAUAAACGGUACAGCGGCCAUACAGACCAAUGUAUCCUGUACAUGUAACUGCAAACGCUCGACUUCAUUCCAAAGCAUGGAGAUCACCCAGUUGGAGUUUGUGCAGAUCCUGGUGAUCGUUGUGGUGAUGAUGGUGAUGGUGGUAGUGAUCACCUGCCUGCUCAACCACUACCGCCUGUCAGAACGCUCCUUCAUCUCCAGGGACAGCCAGGCCCGCAGACGCCACCUACCACUGGCCUCUGAUGGGAGUCUGUGGUCCUCAGAUGGCCCAGGUCCCGCCAGUGGAAUGAGCGAGCAGCAGGUGUACACCACGCGUCCCCCAGACCGCGUCCCCUCCUAUCUGCAGAGGGAGCGUCUGGCCCGCUUCCAGCCCACCUAUCCCUACCUACCCCACCCCAUCAUUGACCUGCCUCCCACCAUCUCGCUGUCGGACGGCGAAGAGCCGCCGCCCUACCAGGGCCCCUGCACUCUGCAGCUCCGCGACCCCGAGCAGCAGAUGGAGCUUAACAGGGAGUCGGUGCGUGCGCCCCCCAACCGCACAGUCUAUGACAGCCACCUCCUCGACACCUCCCUGUGCCCACCGCCCAGCCUCAACUCCGGGAUCAGCACUACCACGGUAGCCACGGCUGCCCAGGCCUACUCCAGCCGAGUGGAAGGGGCACCACCAACUUAUAGCGAGGUGAUAGGGCACUACUACCACCCCUCUUCACUACCCAGGCAACACCACCAGACUUCCAGUGGCGGCAGGGGCGCAGGGCGUGGAGUCAGGUUAGGAGGCCCGGGUCCCUCGUCGCCGUCCUUGCUACUCCACGGGAUUCUCAAGCAGGCCCACCUGAGCAGCCUGGAGAGCAGGAACGUGUGCAACAAGAAGGAGAAGCAGACUCCUGAACAGGUGUGACGACAGUGUUGGUCUCGGGCAUUGUUUUCCGAGGCUGCUUUCUCCUUCUCCGCGCACUUUAGCUGAACUGUUGGUGGCAAGCAGGGUUGGAGAGGGUGACAUGCAGUGGCGGGGGGGGGACAGGCGCACAAAGAAAAAGGACUGCACUCCCCUCUCAACUUUACCCCCGGUCACCGUCUUACUGAACCCCCCCCCCCCCAAAACUUACGUUGUAUAAAUAUUUACUUGUUUAUUUUCCUUGCUUACAGCUUUUUUUCUGUACUGGCAAAUGCAAAAACAACAAAACAAAAUUCUCUCCAAGUAUUUAGGUUUAUUUUGUUUUGUCUGCAUAAUUUCUAGUUACUUAUCUCCUCAUAGUUUAUCCUUAGUUCCUCCGGAAGACUUUCAGAAUGACCAGGUCUUCCUUUUUUUAAGAUGCAGAUGGUUAUUUUAGUGAGCCUCCCCCGAACCCCUUUCUGGCUUUGAAUACUGUCCGUGUACCUGGCUUGUACAGGGAGGGCAUUGAUAGCACUCUUGUAACAGGUUGACAGUUUCAGACUCUCACGGGAUCCAAGAUUGAGAUUCAUACGUUAGCCUGAGUUAGCCUCUCAGCUCAUGACCCAGUUAGCCUCACUGCCAGACAGAUCCCCAUCACUCCCCGUCAAUCUGCAUCAGAGGGUGCGGUGGUCAACGUUGGCAUCUAUGGAAACACAUGAUUGACAGCUGACUGGGUUUGUGGUGUCAGGCCAUGUGUGUCAACAUGAGUACUGGAGUAGAGUCCUGAGUUUGGGUCAAUUGAGUUCAUCACUGUGCCCACUGAAGUCAUAUAUAUCCACCGUGCUGUACUAUCUAGACCCAUCUGAGGUUAGUACUGUACUUUAGUUCUUUGUCUAUUCAUGUUUAGUACUGUCUGUGGGUCUUUGGCCAGACAAGUUCAGGAGUUCCUAUGUGCGAAUACUCUCAUUGUUUUUUUUUAUUAUGAUCUUUUUUAAAGAGAUGUUUGCACAAGAUUCAAGACUGUUUAUCUGGAGAAAAAGAAAAUCAAUCUGCAAUAUGUAUCAUAAGAGAGGAGAGGAGCGGUAUUUUUGUAAACAAAUGGAUUCUAAAGAUAAAAAAACAUUUUUUUUAAAUGUUUUGCCUGCUCUAGAAGAAAAGGUAAAAACGGUAAUCUGUUGGUGUGCCAACUCAAACGUGUUUAACUUUGUGCUAUCUAUACAUAUACAAAUUAUUGGCACCCUGAUAAAGAUAAGCAAAUAAGUAAAAACAAACAACAUUUUAUCUGUUAUAUCAUUCUACUUUUUUUAAAUUAAUCUCAGUUUAUGGAACUUUAUUAUUUCCUUCCAUGAAUUCCUGUUUCACUGGGGUAUAACAAUGAGGUAACACGCAUGUAAAAUCCCUUUGUCAUCCAUCACCAUGGGGAAAGGCAAAGAACUCACAAAUGAAAAGAGACAAAUGGUUGUUGACCUGCAUAAAUCAGGCAAUGGGUACAAAAAACAAAUAUACCACUUACCACUAUUAGGGAAACAAUUAAGGAGUUUAAAACCACUGGAGCAAUGGUAAACUUGCCUGGUAUUGGAUGCAUGUGUAUAUUGUCCCCAUGCACAGUGAGGAAGAUGGUUUAGGAGGCAAUGAACAAUCUAAAGGCCAAAAUUGGAGAAUUACAAAACUUUGUCGUAUCUACAAUUAAAUGCCACUUCCAUGCCAAAAUGUCUUUGGAAGGGUUGCUAGAAAAAAGCCUUUAUUGCAAGCAUCCCACAAAUGUAAACGCCUGGAAUUUUCUAAAUGGCACAGAAUGGUACCUGUGCUAUGGUCAGAUGACAUGAAAAUAGAACUCUUUGGCCAAGCACACCAAUGGUGGUUUGGCAUUGAGAGAAGGAUGCAUAUACAGAAAAUAACCUCACUCCUACUGUAAUAUAUGGUGGUGGGCCUUUGACGUUAACUUGGCCGCAAGUGGACAUUCAAGCAAGACAAUAACCCCAAGCACACAUCAAAAUCCACAGAGAAGUAGUUAAUUGACCAGAAAAUCCAAAUUUUACAAUGGAAAUAAAAGUCUCCGGGCUUGAACCCCAUUGAAAACCUGUGGUUUGAAUUAGAGGGCAGUCCAUAAGCACAGACAAGAUAUAUCAAGGAUCUGGAAAGAUUCUGUGUGGAGGAAUGGUCUAAGAUCCCUCCCAAUGUGUUCUCCAGUCUCAUAAAACAGGGUGCCGGAGUAUUGAAAACAGAGGUGACAAUAAUUUUGACACAUAUCUUGCAUCUCUGAGCAAUUGUAUUAGUAUAAAAUAAUGUAAUUUCCCAACUUUUUGGCAGCAUACAAUAUAGCGCAGUAUUUGUAUUAUUUAUUUUACUAAGGAUUUUGCUCAUCUUUAUCAAAUGUGCCAAUCAUUUUAGACAUGACUAUAUAUGUAUCAAUGUAUGUGUGUGUGUGUGUGUGUGUGUGUGUGUGUGUGUGUGUGUGUGUGUGUGUGUGUGUGUGUGUGUGUGUGUGUGUGUGUGUGUGUGUGUGUGUGUGUGUGUGUGUGUGUGUGUGUUCUAUAAACAGUACCAGUCAAAAGUUUGGACACACCUACUCAUUCAAAAGUUUUUCUUUAUUUUUACUAUUUUCUAUAUCGUAGAAUAAUAGUGAAGACAUCAAAACAACAUAUGGAAUCUUGUAGUAACCCAAAAAGUGUUUAAAAACACUAGAUAUAUUUUAUAUUUCAGAUUCUUCAAAGUAGCCAACCUUUGCCUUGAUGACAGCUUUGCACACUCUUGGAAUUCUCUCAAACAGCUUCAUGAGGUAGUCUCCUGGAAUGCAUUUUAAUUAACAGGUGUGCCUUGUUAAAAGUUCAUUUAUGGAAUUUCUUACCUUAAUGCGUUUGAGGCAAUCAGUUGUGUUGUGCCAAGGUAGGGGUGGUGUGCAGCCGCAAAAACCAUCAAGCGCUAUGAUGAAACUGCCUCUCAUGAGGACCGCCACAGGAAAAGAAGACCCAGAGUUAGCUCUGCUGAAGAGGAUACGUUCAUUAGCGUUACCAGCCUCAGAAAUUGCAACAUCAACUGUUCAGAGGAGACUGUGUGAAUCAGGCCUUCAUGGUCAAUUGCUGCAAUUAACCACUACGAAAAUACACCAAUAAUAAGAAGAGACAUGCUUGGACCAAAAAACACAAGCAAUGGACAGACAUUAGGUGGAAAUCUGUCCUUUGGUCUGAUGAGUCCAAAUUUGAGAUUUUUGGUUCCAAAAGCCGUGUCUUUGUGAGAUGCAGAGUAGGUGAACAGAUGUUCUCCGUGUGUGUGUGGUUCCCACCGUGAAGCAUGGAGGAGGAGGUGUGAUGGUGUAGGGGUUCUUUGCUGGUGACACUGUCAGUAAUGUAUUUAGAAUUCAAGGCACACUUAACCAGCAUGGCUACCACAGCAUUCUGCAGUGAUACGCCACCCCAUCUGGUUUGCACUUAGUGGGACGAUCAUUUGUUUUUCAACAGGACAAUGACGCACCACACCUCCAGGCUGUGUAAGGGCUAUUUGACCAAGAAGGAGAGUGAUGGAGUGCUGCAUCAGAUGACCUGGCCGCCACAAUCACCUGACCUCAACCCAAUUGAGAUUGUUUGGGAUGAGUUGGACACUCUUGGCAUUAUGAAGAUGCCACAAUGACUGUUGGAAAAGCAUUCCAGGUGAAGCUGAUUGAGAGAGUGCAAAGUGUGUGCAAAGCUGUCAUCAAGGCGUAACUACUUUGAAGAAUCUAAAAUAUAUUUCAAUUUUUUUUGUAACACUUUUUGCUUUCUAAAUGAUUCCAUAUGUGUUAUUUCAUUGUUUUGAAAUCUUCACUAU
Molecule: messenger RNA, 4955 nt
Organism: Oncorhynchus masou masou (cherry salmon)
Lineage: Eukaryota; Metazoa; Chordata; Actinopteri; Salmoniformes; Salmonidae
Product: protein TMEPAI-like
Exons: 4
Coding region: 258-1175 (305 amino acids)
Biological process (GO): negative regulation of transforming growth factor beta receptor signaling pathway
Cellular component (GO): early endosome membrane; Golgi membrane
Molecular function (GO): R-SMAD binding
Source: RefSeq, a predicted model, not a curated record